Electrophorus electricus (electric eel) is the source of this 1618-nucleotide messenger RNA. NCBI's taxonomy places the organism in Eukaryota, Metazoa, Chordata, Actinopteri, Gymnotiformes, Gymnotidae. The record is from RefSeq and is a predicted model, not a curated record.
CUGGUGGUAGGGAGUGGGAGUGCCUUUUGUAGCUGGUGAUGUCCUGUAGGCUUUUCUAGAUGACUGAUGGCUUGUUGGUGGACAUCAUUCGUUAUCCUCACUUGUCAAUUUCUUAACAGUACUCACUACAGGUUUGACACAUUUGAGCUUCUGCCUGUAUGUUGGGAGAAGAUGGACAGCACAGGGGACAGAGCAAUAUGCACCCUUUAAUACAAUAUAUCAAUGAUCUAAAAUGUCUAAAAUAUCUGAUGAGGCAUGUGGCAUGAUGUUUGUAUUUGAGCAGUUCAUCAAUGAGUUUAGCUCUGUUGAAGUCUCCAAAAAUAAUGAAAAACGAGUUAACAUGUUUGUGCUCUGCACUCAUGAUCUGCUCUUCUAGAGCUUGUUGUGCCUUGCACAUGCACACGAGGUUAAAAGUAAACUCCUACCAACACAACAGAGGAGAAUUCCUGAGACUAAGAAUGGUUUAUAGUUUAUGAAACAUGAUUCUAAGUUAGUUAGGACUGCACAAUUUCAUUAGAACAGUGACAUCUGUACAUUAACCUUUAUUGAUGUAAAAGUAGUAUCCUUUACAGCAUAACCUGUAGCAUUUUUUGUUGCUCAUUUAAACAUUCUGUCUGGAUGCUGCCCACUGGUGCACAUUCAUGUUAUGCUAAAAUAUGUAUGAAUGUACAUCUCCUCGCAAGAUGUUGGAUGGAGCAGAAAGCAUACACUGUACAAAGGAUGGGACGUGGAGUGUAUCUGUUCCAAACUGUAUAGACAUAAAAUGUCUCCCACCUCAAAUACUAUUUGGGACCAUUAUUGAACCACAGGAAGAGUAUCAAGAGAAUGAACUGAUAAAAUACGCAUGUGAUAAAGGAUACAAGGCCACACCUGGAACCCCUAAAUGCACUAAAAAUGGCUGGAGUAUAAAGCCAGAAUGUGAAGAAGUUACCUGCGUGCUUCAGUUUGGCAUACCUGGAGUACAUAGUACAUCUCCAAGUGGAAAAAAUAUAUUUAAGCCUGAAGAAAGCUUAACACUUACUUGCAGAAAAGACCACUGGAUAUUGGGAACAAGACUAAACUCACAAAUAAUUAAAUGCAAAGACAAUGGUGAAUGGGAAAGGUCACCGAUAUGUAAUGAAAUUACCUGUAAUGUUAUCAAUGAUGAGAAUUUGGCGCAUCCUUUCUACUACUUUUCUGGUGAUAAAAAACUGGGGGUCACAAAGUUUUAGGAGUGUAUCCACGGUUAUCAAAAAACAGCUUCACGCGCUACGUGUACAGUCGACGGCUGGAGCCCAAGAACACUGUGUACAAAGAUGACUUGACCUGAACCAGAGGUUGCACAUGCAGAGAUACUGAGACCUAAAGAUACUUACACAAUAGAUGACAGAAUUAGGAUACAGUGUUUUGCUGGAUAUGAACCAGUUAGUCUUUUUGUUAUCACUUGUAAAAGCCAGCAGAAAUGGGAAAAUAUGAAAAAUUCAACUUGAUGACAUGACAGUCAUGAAAUGACAAUAGCAUGGAAAGUUGUCACCAAAGUAAAGCAUGGCUAACCUGAAGAAUCGAAAAUCUAAGACAGAAUAAUCAUGUGUUAUUUCAUUGUAUUGAUACCUUCAUGGUCCUAAAAUGUAAAAAACAG